Messenger RNA from Lactuca saligna, 3049 nucleotides. Lineage: Eukaryota; Viridiplantae; Streptophyta; Magnoliopsida; Asterales; Asteraceae. The record is from the annotation of a GenBank genome assembly.
AUGGUUCAGAAAUGUGGUAGAUUGCCUUUGGCUUUGACAGCACUUGGGAGGGUCUUGAAGGGAAAUCGAAAUGACGAUAAAUGGGAGGAGUUGUUGAAGAGUGAGAUAUGGGAUAUUGAUGAUGGAAAUAAGAUUCUUCCGGCUCUAAAACUAAGCUACUAUCAUCUCCCUCCACAUCUGAAGCAGUUGUUUGCAUAUUGCUCCUUAAUUCCCAAGGACUAUGUGUUUGACAAAAAUAAAUUAGUCCUAUUGUGGGUGGCAGAAGGAUUUUUCUCCCAAUCAAAAGGAAACAAGUCAAUGGAAAAUUUGGGUCAUGAGUAUUUUGAUGAGCUAAAAUCAAGGUCCUUUUUUCAACAAUCAACGAACGAGUUAGGAUAUACGAUGCAUGACUUGAUAAAUGACUUGGCCACAAGUGUUGCAGGAGAGUUUUCCUUUAGAUUGGAUGGUGAGGUGGAUGCAUCUGAUAUGAAUGAAGCUUUUGAUAAGGUUCGUCGCUUUUCACUUGUAGGUCCAAGAUCUGGAUCAUACAGAAAGCUUAAUGAAUUACAAAGAGCUAAACACUUGCGAACUUUCUUAGUCAUGUCAGAUGGUUUGGAGAGCAACAGCUUUUUGGACAAGGUUCUUCUUGAACUACAAUUCCUGAGGGUGCUAAGUGUCAUGGGCUUGAAUCACAUGUCCCGAGGUAGUCAGAUAAUCACGAAGGUACCAGAAUCCAUUGGUAGUCUCAAGCAUCUACGGUACCUUAAUUUUUCUUAUACUCUAAUCACAUGUGUGCCGGAACAAGUGAGUGACCUUUAUAAUCUACAGACCUUGUUGCUUCAUUACUGUUAUCAGUUAUCUAGCUUGCCAGAAAGUGUUGCAAAGUUAAUAAACCUGCGACAUCUUGACUUUAGUAAUACUCCGAAUUUGAAGAAGAUGCCCUUAGGGAUCAGUCAGUUGACGAGCCUUCAAACUCUACCCAAGGUCUUUAUUGAAGAAGGUAACGGGUUCAAAGUAUCUGACCUUAAGGGCCUAUCGGAUCUUCAAGGCCGGCUUUCCAUUAUGGGUCUAGACAAAGUGAUAAAUCCAAUAGAAGCAAAGGAUGCCAACUUACAUCAAAAGAAGGGUCUUGAAGUUGUGGAGAUGAAAUGGAGUGAUAAUGUGUUUGAUGAUUCUCGGAAUGAGACGAUUGAAUAUGAAGUGCUUAAAGAAGUAAGGCCCCAUCCUAAGUUAAGAAACCUCUACAUUCUGAAUAACAAGGGAACGAGAUUUCCUAGUUGGGUCGGGGAUCCCUCGUUUGAUCAGUUAACAGAGAUUACGUUAUAUGGUUGUAGAAGUACACAGUUACCAACACUUGGAUGUUUAGGGUCUCUUAAGAAAUUGGUUGUUGGAAGCAUGAGUGAGGUGAAGAGUGUGGGUUUUGAGUUUCUUGCACCUGUAAGUUCUUUUAUUGGCAUUGGAUUUCCAUCACUUGAAGUUCUGACAUUUAAGGAUAUGGAAGGUUGGCAGAGAUGGUCGAUUGAUAGUAGUGAUGACCAUGGAGCUCCUAGAUCAUUUCCUCGUCUUCAUGAGAUCUCUAUUAAAUGUUGUCCUGAACUAGCUGAAGUGUCCAUCGGACUGAUACCUUCACUUCAGGUUUUACAUAUAGAAGAAUGUUCUGAAGCAGUGUUAAGAAGCAUGGUUGGUUUGUCCCCAUCACUUGUUAGUUUGAAAAUGGUGAAUGUUAAAGGACUUACUCAACUACAUGGAAAAGAUUUAGUGCAUCUUGGGGCAGUUGAAUAUCUAUAUAUUCAUAGUUGUGAUGAACUGAGAUACUUGUGGGAACGAGAAUCAGAGGCAUGCAAGAGUCUUGUGAGUUUACAGAAGUUGGUAGUAAUUCAUUGUAAAAACUUGGUUUCAUCAGCUGAGAAAGAGGACAAUUUUGGGAUGAGCAUGGAAUCUCUUAAAUCUGUGAUAUUUUAUAGCUGUGAGACAUUGGAGAGUUACAACUGUACACAUACUGUUGAGAGGUUGCAUAUAGGUAGUUGUGAUUCAAUGACAUCCUUGACCUUCUCAGCAAUGCAGGAGCACCCAUCCCCUCUUACUGAAUCGAUAGUUAGUGAUUGUGAUAACGUACAAUUACAACCCAAUCCCAUUCCAGUCACAGGUUGUGGUUUUCUCCCCAUGUCUUGCCUAACAUCUCUUGAAAUCAGAUUUUGCAAGAAUCUAAAGUCAUUUCCUCAUGAGCAUUUUCAAAGUCUCACAUCUUUGGAAGAACUGGAGAUAAGUCAAUGUCCAAGUAUGGACUACUCCUUUCCUUGUGGGGUGUGGCCUCCUAAUUUGACUAAACUCACGAUAGGAUGCUUAAAUAAGCCCAUGUCAGAGUGGGGCCUGCAGAAUUUUCCUACCUCACUAGUUGAUCUGUGGUUAUUUGGUGAAGAUUCAGGAGUGGAUUCAUUUGCAGUGGCAGAGGAUGUGAAGAAUAAUACUAUUACUAAUCCAUCAUCAUCAUCAUCAUCAUCAUCAUCUUUUCUUCUUCCACCAUCUCUUGUUUCUCUAUCGCUCGUUGGUUUUACGGAAGUGGAAUCAUUUUCAGAGGUCUUACCACACCUCCCAUGCCUUAAAACACUUAGUAUUCGGCAUUGCCCAAAGCUUGGAGAUCUUAAGACCAUUUACGACCCAUCAAAUGUGACAAUAGAUGUAAUCAGCUACAAUAGGGCUUAAUGGGAGAGAGGCAAGUCAGCUAAAUAUGCUGCACCAGGAUGGAGGUUGUGGAAGACAUUCGAUUCUAGAGACAUUAAAGGAUAUGACAAAAUUCCAAACAAUUUCAGGACAUUUGGAAUGAACGGUGGAUGAACAGUGUAUUGAUUCAAUUAGGGUGUACUUUGAUGCAGUAAAUACCAAAUAUAGUUUUGUUUUAGUAUUUUUGCUUGGAUAUUGGUUGUAUAUAGAUUUAUUUGAAAUGUGUUGUAUGAAAACAAGCAAAUUGCUAGAAAUAGCAACCUACUUUUCUUCUUUUGCCAAAAUGGGCAAUGUACCUUAUUGUGAUACCCGUGAUAACAACAUUUUUACAAGCUUUUACCAAUUAGAG